AUGAAGGCUUACGAUGUACUUUCGGAUAACAAGAGGCGUGCGGGUUACGAUUCUGUUGACGACGUCGACGACUCCAUCCCCAGCGAGAGGGAUGCGACCGCAUCCCCACAGCGAUUUUUCGAGAAGUUCGGCAAAUGCUUCCAGCUCAACGCGCGAUGGUGUGUCUCGGACCGUGUCCCCGACCUCGGUGAUGAUGACACCGACAUGGACACUGUCCACAAGUUUUACGAUUUUUGGUAUACUUUCAAGUCAUGGAGAGAUUUUUCCUAUGGUUGUGAACAUGAUACGGACACGGCAGAGACUCGUGAAGAGAAGCGAUGGAUGGAGAGGCAGAACUCUAAAGAAAUUAACAAGAAGAAGAAGGAAGAAAGUUCAAGGAUUCGACGCUUGGUAGACCUUGCUCACAAACAUGACCCGCGUCUCAAGCGUGAAAGGCAAGCUGUUAAAGCCAAGAAGGAUGCCGUGAAAGAAGAGCGCAAGCGGAAGGCCGCGGAGGUCAUUCGUCUCAAGGAAGAACAGGAAGAGAAGGAAAGACUAGAAGCUGAAAGCAAAGCCGCAGACGAGAAAGCCGCACGGGCAAUUGCGAAGAAAAAGAAAGAUGCAGCCCGCCAGGUUUUGCGCAGGGCUCGUCAAAACCUACGAGCUGUAGGCCGUGCGUUGAAUAUUAUGGCAACAGAGCGUGGGUUGCUCGGUAUCGAGGGAAUUUGCGCGGAGGGAAAUGCAGAGACUAUUGGAGCUGUUGCCACCCAGUUAUCAUCUCUUCCGGACACCAGUGACAGGUGUGAAACUGCGUAUGCAUUGCUCGAUGCAGCUCGCGCAGAUCCCACAAAGCCCAUAUGUAGUGAAAUCGUGGCUAACUUGUCGACGAAAGAAGCGAAACUUGAAGACAUGACCGAUUCAUCUUCUGUUUCUCUUGAGGCCGAUGCGGAGACUGAUGCGGAUUCGAAAAAGGACUGCACGAUCGAAUCUGAACCGGAAACAAUCGUUCAAAGGCCCACCGUGAAGAGCGAGAAGACGGUCGCCAAAGCACCCGAGAAGCCGUGGUCUAAGGAGGAAUUAUCACUUCUGUCGAAGGGUGUGACGAAGUUUCCGGGUGGAACAAGAGAUAGAUGGAAUCGACUUGCAGACUAUAUCGGAUCUCGAGACGCAGACGAAAUCCUGCGAAAAGUCAACGACAACCGGCCUUCUAAGAUUAAGCCGGGUUCACUCAAACAAUCGGUGAAAGCUCAGCAUACCCCUGUCUCAAAUGAUAGAUUGAAGGACAAGAGGAAGACGAAUCCAGACGUUGAACAAAAGACCCGCAUCAAGCCGGUAACGAAGCCUUCAGCAUCUGCGCCCUCACAACCACCAAAUGUGCUCCAGUUUACUCCGAAGCAGCAGCUCCUUUUCGAGACCGCUCUAAAGAAGCAUGCAAAGGGAGACCCUUCCAGGUGGAAGAAAGUUGGUAAUGCAGUCGGGAGGACCCCUGAUGAAUGCCAAGAGAGGUUCAAUGAGCUGAUAGAAUUUUAUGCCGCCAAGAGGGCUUCGCAAUAAAAGGCCUUCGCGGGGCGACCUUACCAGUACACAUCACCACGGAAUGGUAUCCAUAUUUGUGGUUCUUUCCAGUGUAUUGAUUCUGUCACCAGAUGAUUCCGCAUACCGGUGUGCUCAACGAGCAAUACUUUUUGUACACGGACGAUAACGUAUUAUUCUCCAGAAAUCCGUAUGUGUACUGACGAGGCUCUCCCCACCAUAAGACUGCCGAGAAAUAGAGUUGCGUGUGUGGCCAUUUGAGCAUUGUGAAGCUGCAAAUAUUCAAGCCUAGAAGAACCUGCCGUUCGUUUCGGAGCUCAUGUCGUGUUUUUAUCUUACUACUCACAUUUAGACUUAGCAUACACCCCCAGUUACGCGAGCAGAACAUCAUCGUCAUAAAUGCACUACUGCACACAGU
Molecule: messenger RNA, 1930 nt
Organism: Chondrus crispus (carragheen)
Lineage: Eukaryota; Rhodophyta; Florideophyceae; Gigartinales; Gigartinaceae
Exons: 2
Coding region: 1-1533 (510 amino acids)
Biological process (GO): 'de novo' cotranslational protein folding; regulation of translational fidelity
Cellular component (GO): cytosol
Molecular function (GO): Hsp70 protein binding; ribosome binding
Source: RefSeq, a predicted model, not a curated record